GGCGAUUGGUGGGGACUUGCAAGCCGGAUCCUCGCGGAGCCGAGAGUCCUGAAGACUAACAGUUCCUUGUCAAAGGCAGCUCCUAGUCGAAAGCUCCUCUCGCCAAAAUAAAGGGAUCCAUCCAAACUGAAGUCCGGAAGAGAAAGGAUGGGGGCUACGGGUUGCCGCACAGUCCAAGCUGCGCCGUUUGCUUGUCAAAUUCGGCUGACCGCUCCUGUCCGGGUGCCCGAAGCCUGCGGCGGCGUCUCAGAGCCAGUUUUAGGUGUGGCUUGUACGGUGUGCGGAGCGAGAACUUCGAAAAUGGGGAAAUAGAGGAGCGGGAGUGGAAACAAGCCAGACAGCAGUGGGGGGAAAAGGGGAAGCGCACCGGACUGGGGGCAUUCCUGGGGUGCGCCUCUGAGCCUCUGAUCCCCUCCCUGAGCAUCCCAGCGAUUCCUUCCAGAUGCUAAGUCCUAAGUGCUUUGAAGAGCAAAAUAGCAACAUGAACCACAAAAAAAUAUGCCUUAGGGCCACGAGCGCUGCCCCAGAGGACUCCUGGUGGCCAGCAGCUCCGAAGCCACUCAGGUGCUUGGCCUCCAGCUCCCACUGACACAUCCGGGAAUCCCGUCUGCCGGCCUUCCAGCCUGGAAGCCUACCCGAACCAUGGAGGCCCCGGAGGUCCCCGUGGGUGCACUGAUUGACUUCGGGACUGAGCCAGCCCCCUCCGAGCCCCUAGAGACACUGCCUCCGAAGCUGCAGGAUGGGGACAGCUCCCAGGGCGACGGUGCUUCAGAGAGUGAGACCACAGAGUCUGCGGACAGCGAGAAUGACAUGGGCGAGUCACCCUCACACCCGUCCUGGGACCAGUACCGCCGCUCCUCCUCCAGUGAGUCCUUCUCUUCCAACCAGAGCACCGAGUCGGCCAAGGACGAGGAGACCCUGGAGCUCCGGGAGUUCAUGCGCAGCUACGUGGAGAAGAUCUUCUCUGGAGGGGAGGACUUGGACCAGGAGGAGAAAGCCAAGUUUGGAGAGUACUGUAGCAGUGAGAACGGAAAGGGCCGCGAGUGGUUUGCUCGAUACGUGAGCGCCCAGCGCUGCAACUCCAAGUGUGUCUCGGAGCCGACCUUCUACCGCCUGGUGCAGUCUUUCGCCGUGGUCCUGUUCGAGUGUCAUCAGAUGGACGACUUCGGGCCUGCCAAGAACCUCAUGACCAUGUGCUUCACCUACUACCACAUUGGUAAGCCGCACCUGCUGCCUUCCGAGUGCAGGGAGAAGCCCACGGGGGGCAUCGACUCCUACCUGAAAUCCGCCAACAGCUGGCUGGUGGAGAAGAAGGACAUUGCUGAGCGGCUGCUGAAGAACACAUCAGCCAAGACAGAGAACGUCAAGGGCUUCUUCGGGGGGCUGGAGACCAAGCUGAAGGGACCCCUGGCCAGGAAACACGAGGAGGAAGAGAACAAGCCCAGGGAGAAGCCGCAGAAGACUGUGACCGUGUGCAGCCCGGAGGAAGAAAGGAAGGGGGAGAAGGUCUACCUGUACACGCACCUGAAGCAGCAGCCCAUCUGGCACACGCUGAGGUUUUGGAACGCGGCUUUCUUUGACGCCGUCCACUAUGAGAGAAGAAAGCGGUCUCCUACCACCAGAGGGGAUGCUGGAGAGGAGGAGAAGAAGAGGGAGAAGUGGUGCCACAUGACCCAGGAGGAACGCAACGACAGUCUGCGGUUCAAUGAGAACAUCACCUUCGGGCAGCUGGGCACAUUCACUCACAACAUGCUGGCGUUUGGGCUCAACAAGAAGCUGUGUAAUGAUUUCCUGAAGAAGCAGGCCGUGAUCGGCAAUCUGGACGAAGAGCAAUACAAGCUGCUGAGCGACCACAUUGAACAGAUGGCCGUUGAGUAGGCAGGCCAUGGGAGGUCGCCCGGAGCACCCUCCAGGAGGACUGAAGGUGCACACCCCUCUCCUGGGCCAGCGACUGGCUGUCACCCCACCUGAAGACCCUGCAUGACCUCGGCAGCACCCAGAGCCGCUCCACACUGCCCUAGAACUAGCAGUUAGAACAAUCUGGUUGCCCGUCUCCCCACCUCCCUUCUGCCUUGUCUGCUCCCCCCAUCCGCGUGCCAUAGGGUCCCUGGGAUUACACGAUAAAACCAAGAUGACUGCCCCUACUCCUGGGUGUCAGGCCCGUGACAUAGGACCGAGCAGGAGGUGGAGGAAGGACACCAGGGCCAAGGUGGGCCCAGGGCAGCACCUGCUGCAGCCGCCUGCAGGAGAGGGAGGGGGUGGGGUGCCCGUGGGAAUGCAGAUGGGGGCAUCAUGAGCUGGCACAUGCCAAUGACACGGGUGACAGUCUGGGACCCUCUUCUUCGGCAGCGGGAUGGAGUAGGGGUACUCCGCCAGUCGGGGCUCCUGCUGAGCCACAGCCCCACACAGGGGGCAGUGGGCCUCCCCGGGCAGGCCGGGUCAGUCCGUGGCUGCUGCUGGCUCUGCCAGCUCCCCACCGUGUGACAGGAACUGGAGUCACAGGAACCGCUAGGAGGAAAGAGACACUUCCUGUUUUAGGGAGGGAGAGAGCCCGGUGCAGAAGGCCCAGCGAGGGGUGUGAGUGCCCCAGAGGCCUCGUGGGAUCUGCAUGGCUGCUUGGGACUCACACCAGCACCGAGCUGUCAGUGUCAGGCCAUCUGAAAUGCUCCUGGUCAGCUGACGGCUUCCUUCUGAAGCAGAGAGAGUCCUGCACUCCCUCCCUGGGAGUAGCACGGGCUGUCUGCCCCGUGAAGAGGCACCAAACAGAGAAGUCUCUUCAGUAGCUGCAAGACAACCACCCUUUCUAAAAGCAGACACUGCUGUUCUGUAUUUCAAGGAAGACAGAAAAAUCUGCGUUGGUGUUAGACAGCCGGGCAGAGGCGGCUUCUGGGGGCAGUUGCAUGAGGCUCAUGGGUGGAGUGGCCACGCGGCAUGGGGCCCUCCGCCCCCCGGCAGCCUUGGGAAGGCACCUCUGCCCCCCUCGGCCCUCGCCAGCUGACCGCUGUCCUGCACACUCUGCAGAUACCCCUCGUCGUGCAUCCAGUGCCUGGGAACCCUGGCUUUUCUCUCGGGGUUUAUCCCGGCCCGAGAGGACUGACGUGUGACAGCAAGCAGCCAGCAUGCGGCUCCUCCGGCCUGAAUAUUUCCCCGUUCGUCCGCUUCCCUCUGCCUCAGCCCCUCGCACUUGGGCACUGACCUUGAAAGUAGGCCCGGGGCGCUCUCCUUUCCCUGCAUCCUCCCCUCCUGUUUCCCUCUCUACCGCCUCUCCUCUCGGUCAUUACGUUACAGUCUCCUCUUGAGCACAGCAAAAACAUGCCUGGUAGUCACUCACCCGGCCAGUGCUGGAAUGCUUUCCCUCAUGGGAUGCCUCCCUGGAAUGUUCCAGAGACGAGCAUGCCCCGACGGAGCCGUAGCCGCACGUCUUGGUGAGGACAGGAGAGGUGACAUGAAGCAUGGUGUGAUGGGAGUGGGCUGGUGUCCAAAGGCUGGAUCCCGAAACUCAGCUUGUUUUUAUGAUGGCAUCGUGUGAGAGAGAGAGAGAGAGAGAGGUCAGCCUCUCUGGCGAUGUCACCAAACAGAGCACAGCUGUGUUGCUGGGGCAGGUCCCACAGACUGGAGGUCCCCCCCACCCCCUGGCCAGCGUUGGGCCCCAGGGACAGUGCAUGUCUCAUGCAUUUCAGAGGUCAAAUUAAUGAGUAUGUGGACCCUCCUCCAAUGCCUAUUUCAGAUGAGGCAUCCCCUCCUAAAACGCUCAACCGUGACCCCUGAAUCCGUUGUGCUCCCCUCACCCUCUGUAGAAUCAGGGCCGCAUGGGGAGGGGGGCCAUCUGAGGCUCCUGCAAGGCUCUCCUUUCAACUGCAUUAUCAUUGGCUUUAUUAGUCAUUUCUCAGUAGUUAGUUGAAAUGCAUUACAACUUUAUCGUACGGUGCCCCCGAGACUUAUCCUUGUGUAUAUCAGAUUUUUGUAUAGAAGCCUGAUUCUGAUUUCUGGAGGGAGUGAAGUGGGUUCUGAGGCUCUUUCCAGAGUGCCAGAGAGUGGGCGUGGCCCUUUCCCCUGGGGAGGGGCCCGUAGGACCCCUCCCUUGGCCUUUGGAAGGAAACGCCCCUUUGACUUCUUGGGCUUUUCCAAGCACUUUAGUUUCAAAAAUGAUAUUGAGACAUUGAUUCCCCCCUGUAGGCCUCUUGAAGUAGCAGUUGGAGGUGGAAGCAAGGCCUGCUUAGGGUUUUCUCCCAUCCCAUUGCUUGUUCUUUUGGCUGGGCAGGGUGGGGUUGGGCUGCCGGGCUUGCUCAGACGGUGCCAGAGACCUGGGCCCUCCUCAGAGGCAUUUACCUCGCAGUGGCUCUGGCCGGUGUCACUUGGAGGAGUCCCUUCCCUAGAAAGAAGGCUGGCAGCCUGCCUUGCUGAGAGUGCCUCUAUCCCUGGGACACGGUCUCUUCCCUUGGGGGCCCAGCCAGAGCAGACCAACACGGGACAUCUCAGAGGUCCCAGCGUGCAGAGAGGUCUCCCUCUGGUGCACACACAGGGACACGUUGGUGUGAGAGCCGUGCGAACCCUUCCUAUAAACUCAGGAACAGUAGACUCAGUGCAGGAAGGGUCAGAUCAUAUCCUAGAAGAGAGCUUCCCAUCCCGGCAGGGAGAGUUGUCCGAAGCCAGGAGCUCUGAAGGCUCGCCCGCCCUUCAGCACUGGUGUUUUCAGACUUUCUGCUGGCUGUCCUCCAGGGCUGUGCAAAUCACAGUGAGCCAGGACAGCUAAUCCUCUCAAAUAAAAAGUUCCCUGCUUGGAAAACAGGAUGAUGUUCAGAUGCAGCUUUUGGAGGUGAGGCUGGUGCUGAGGGAGAGAGAGAAUCCAAAGCAGGCUCCACGCCCAGUGGGGAGCCCAAGGUGGGGCUCAGUCUCACGACCCUGAGAUCAUAACCUGAACUGAAACCAGGAGUCAGAUACUGAACUGACUGGGCCACCCGGAUGCCCCAAGACGCAGCUCUGUGUUUAGCCUUUGUUUUAAUUUUAGCAAUAUUGGUAGAUGUGUAAGGGGGGCACGUUGAUAUUCAGAUUGCAUCUGCUGUGUGUGCAUGUGUGUUUAACCAAAGGUAGGAGAACCAGAUUCUGAUAUCCGAAGUUAUUUGUACAGUAAAAUGGAGUGAACUAUGAUUUUCCUGUUGCCAAAAAACGGGGGAGGGUUUGCUAAGAAUUUCUUAAGUUACCAAAAGGAGGACCAGAAAAGAGUCCCAUUUCCUGAGUUCUGAACCCAAAUUAAAAUCUAGGAUGUUCAGGUUAGCCCGGGAGCCCACCUAGGGACAGGUCAGCCGGUGAAACCCGCAAGCAAACGUGGACAGUGGCCCAGGGCAAGAGAGUCAGGCAUGCCUCCCCUUUCUCUGUGCUCCUCUUCGGAGUUGAAACCAGUGUGUGCGUUACUUCUCCAAGCCCAGCUAGACCGCAGAGUUCAUUGCCCUGGAGAGGAGACCCAGCCUUGAAGUUUGCUCCCCGACAGAAUGUUUUAUGCGACUAGCUUGUGCCAUAGAGCGCCUGGCAUUCCAGUCCCCGGAUGUGAGGCACACCACGAAGGAGUUUGUGCGAGGUUCUGUCUAACCCCGGUGACCGUGACCACCAAUCGGGGCUGAAAGCUGCAGGCCUGACCUUCCUGCUCGUUACAGCAGCCUAAGGGCUGGCUUUUAUUUAGGGAGGAUCCAGGUGAGCCCGUGAGGUUUGAUCAGUUUUGUUAUCAGAUUACCUAAAACUGGAGACACUUGGCAGCCGGGGUGGGGAGUGGGCCGGAGUCCUUUCCCCGGAACAGUGAGGAACCUUUGGAAGAAGAGUUUGUCAUCCAGAGCGGGGAGGCCGGGUGCAGGGGAGCGAGGUCCAGCCCCAGCCUCGGGAGAGGGGGGUGCCAGCGCUCAGAUCAGCUCAGGCAGCUCUCUUCUCUCCCCAUCUUCAGUCAAGGACCAGCUGCCGGGUGGGAGUCCCUUCUGCCUCCUAGUCCCCCAGCCUUGUAGUUCUGAACCCUUACUCUCAUGUCUCUGCUGCCUCCCCCUAGCUUCCCUAUAAAUCAUUUAUUCCUUAUGACUCUCGGGGAUGAGUUUCACCAAAAAGGGAAUUGCAUCAGCUAGAAGCACCCCUAAUUGAGUAAUGUGCAAUGUUCAGACCUCGGGCAAAACCACACAGGCCACAUGUCGCAUACGUCCUUUGUCGUCGUGGGGCCGGGAAUAGGGGGUGUGUUGGUUCACCAGAUAACAAAUGGAGGAGUCCUUUUCAGAUUGUUCACCUUCAGCAAAUACACUCGAUGCUAAGACCAUCCUCCAUGGCAGCCUCCGGUGGGCUUCAUCGGUGUCCCUUGCUGUCCCUGGGCCCGAGAGUCUCAUACUCCUCAGGGAGGGACGGAAGGGUCUCGUGGGGGCCGGCAUGCUCUGUUCCUUGGGCGCUGUCUUGUGCUCCCCUAGUCAACCAGGGCCCGGGAGUCAACCAGUGCAGCCUCUUGGUUACUAACAGAAAGGGAUAAACUUGUGAUUUCCAGAAGAGCGUCAGGAUGGUCUGGGUUUGCCCAUCUUCCUGUCACUUCCACACACACCUGCCACAGGGUGUCCGAAGUUGGGGGAGAACUCGGAUCAUCGCCUAACCCCCAGAUUCCAAGGCUUUGACAAGGUAGAGUCAGAGCAGAGCGCACCGCCACCUGGAGCCCUCCUGAGCUGCCCCUCAAGGGGUCUGCACUUUAGCUAAAACGGACCACUUAUUGGUAAAUCCCCCUUGACCCACAGGUCAGUCCUAGAAUGGGGGGCUAGUACCUGUUCCCUGCUUGGACAUGUGCUCGUGAAAAUGGGAAGAAGGCACUGCGGGCGCUGUCCCCGCACGUCAGCUCUGACAGGGGUGGGGUCCUAUUUUCUUCUGUGCCAGAGACAGCGUAGGUUAGCUUCCUCCGUCCCUGUGGUUGCGAGCGAGCCUGGGGCUGUCACUUCUGUAAGGCGCCUUGAAGAAGACGAGCCCAAACUUUGAACAUUAGGAAAUGCUAGAAAUUCAGACAUUAGACAUAGAGCCCCUUCAAAUAUGUAAAUGUGUUAGAACAAGGCCCGUCUGUCACCUUUGUUAUAAACCGUGGCCUCUGCUAGGGCUCUCGGAGAUGGUUUACACGUGUGCAGUAAUGCGUUUUCUCUUUCAGCCAGCUGGUCUUGGACCCUGACCCUGCCGUUGCCACACCCAGAGCUUGCCUUUAGUAGCCCCAAAGUAGAGUUCCGUGAAGCAGUUGUUCUUGGUGUGACCAUUAUGCAAUCCUGUGUCCCACCAGGUGACAUCCUACAAACAGUAUUUUAAGGCUGAGGAAGGUUCAAGGUGGGAGAUCUCAGAACAGUGCUAAAACCAAAACUUUCCUGUGAAGAAAAAAAAAAAAAACCUAUGUCUCUAUAUUGCACCUCAGAUUGUCAGAAGGUGGAAACUUAAAUAAAUUAUCUUAAAAAAAAAAAA
Messenger RNA from Zalophus californianus (California sea lion), 7449 nucleotides. Its product is annotated as KIAA0513 ortholog. The transcript has 14 exons. NCBI's taxonomy places the organism in Eukaryota, Metazoa, Chordata, Mammalia, Carnivora, Otariidae. The record is from RefSeq and is a predicted model, not a curated record. Bases 643 to 1878 code for a protein of 411 amino acids.